AUGACCGAACCAGCCGCUCCAAACAUCAUAGUUAAUGAUCUAUCCUACUGCUUCCCUGAUCGCACCACCGGUCUUUACAAUGUCAGCCUCACACUACCACCACGCUCGCGAACCCUUCUAAUCGGAGCGAACGGCGCCGGGAAAACGACUCUCCUCCGACUCCUCUCUGGCAAACGUCUUGCGCCCAGCAACACUGUCUCCGUUGGUGGUCUCGACCCGUUCAAAGAUGGAUUGGAAGGCGUAACAUACCUCGGUCUCGAAUGGGUGCUCAAUCCAAUUGUGCGGACUGAUAUCGGAGUCAGAGAGCUGUUGAAGAGCGUAGGUGGUGACUUCUAUCCGGAUAGAAAGGAUGAGUUGGUUGAGGUUUUGGAUAUUGAUCUAGACUGGAGGAUGCAUGCCGUUUCGGAUGGAGAAAGGAGACGGGUGCAGCUUGCAAUGGGAUUGAUUCGCCCUUGGAGGAUAUUGCUGUUGGAUGAGAUUACGGUUGAUUUGGAUUUAUUAAGUCGAAGCAAUUUUCUGGGGUUCUUGAAGAAGGAGACAGAGGUCCGACAAUGUACAAUUGUGUAUGCGACGCAUAUUCUGGACAACCUUGCGGAUUGGCCGAGUCAUUUGGUACACAUGAGCCUUGGAAAGGUAAAACAAUGGGGUCCAGUCGAGGAGCUAGAAUUGAAGGAGGGGCAAGGUGAGGGCAGAGGAAAUAGCAGAUUGGGAAUGCUCGUUCUAGGAUGGUUGAAGGAAGAUUUGGCUGAACGAGGGCCUCGAAACAACAUGCAAGGAAGCGAAGGAAAAGCGUACAACAAUCCUGGAGUUGGAGGCUACGGUGCUCUGAGGGCACCAGAAAGAGAAAAGCGUAGUGCACCAUAA
Molecule: messenger RNA, 864 nt
Organism: Glarea lozoyensis ATCC 20868
Lineage: Eukaryota; Fungi; Ascomycota; Leotiomycetes; Helotiales; Helotiaceae
Product: P-loop containing nucleoside triphosphate hydrolase
Exons: 1
Coding region: 1-864 (287 amino acids)
Molecular function (GO): ATP hydrolysis activity; ATP binding
Source: RefSeq, a predicted model, not a curated record